Messenger RNA from Rhineura floridana, 975 nucleotides. Its product is annotated as olfactory receptor 14A16-like. Gene Ontology annotation, biological process: G protein-coupled receptor signaling pathway. Bases 1 to 975 code for a protein of 324 amino acids. The record is from RefSeq and is a predicted model, not a curated record. Lineage: Eukaryota; Metazoa; Chordata; Lepidosauria; Squamata; Rhineuridae. Gene Ontology annotation, molecular function: olfactory receptor activity; odorant binding; G protein-coupled receptor activity. The transcript has a single exon. Gene Ontology annotation, cellular component: membrane.
AUGGAUGAGACAGAGCAAAGCUUAGCUAAUCAAUCCUCUCUGACAGAAUUUCUCCUCCUGGGAUUCUCAGAGGUUCAGGAGCUACAGAUUCUCCACUUUUUUGCAUUCCUUGCUUUUUAUCUGGCAGCAGUUACUGGGAAUCUUCUCAUCAUCUCUGCAGUUGCCUUUGACCACCACUUGCACACACCCAUGUAUUUCUUUUUGAUGUGUUUAGCCUUACAGGACCUGGGACAAGUUUCGGUCAUUGUCCCCAAAUCCAUGGCCAAUUCUCUCAUGAACACAAGACACAUUUCUUAUUCUGGCUGUGUCGCUCAAGUAUUUCUCUUCCUCUUCCUUUUAGCAUCUGAUUUCUCUCUUCUCACAGUCAUGGCAUAUGAUCGAUACAUUGCCAUUUGCAAUCCAUUACAAUAUGAGAUGCUGAUGAAUAAACAAGCUUGCAUCGAAAUGGUUGCUAGUGUAUGGAUCACUGGCUUUCUCUAUGGAGUGUUACACACCGGAGGCACGUUUGCAUCCCCUUUUUGCUCCAACAUUGUCAAUCAGUUUUUCUGUGAAAUCCCACACUUGCUUAAGCUGGCCUGCUCUGAUUUGUACCUAAUUGAAAUUGGAGCCCUUGCUUUAAGUGCUGUUUUAGGCUUAGGCUGCUUUGUUUUCAUCAUUAUAUCCUAUGUACACAUCUUCACUGCGGUGCUGAAAAUCCCCUCUACUAAAGGAAGGCAAAAGGCAUUUUCAACUUGUCUUCCACACCUCAUUGUUUUCUCCAUAUUUGUAUCCACUGGAUAUUUUUCUUACUUCAAGCCCACUUCUAGCACCCUAACAAAUCUUGAUUUGGCUUUUACCAUGAUCUAUUCUAUGGUUCCACCCAUACUAAAUCCAGUAAUCUACAGCAUGAGAAACAAGGAGAUCAGGCAUUCCCUAUCAAAACUAUUGGCACUGAGACAUGCUUCAAAGAAUUCAUUCUUUAAGUUUUUUGUGUAA